UCACGUAAGGUUUACGUAGCGUUACGCAACAUUGAUUCGUAAAUAUGUUAAAGUGAAUAUCUGUUUAUGUGUUUCAUUCACUGGUGAGAUAUCAACAAAAGAGAACGGUUGUAUACGGAAGGAAAUAAUUUUAACUAGUUUCGUAAACCUGUAAAUCUAUUCAAAAUGCCGACAUGGGGAGGUGGAAAGAAGUGUGGACGUUGUGAUAAGUCAGUGUAUGCAAAUGAGGAAAUAAUCGCAGCAGGAAAUUCUUUUCACAAACGAGGCUGUUUUACUUGUCAGGAUUGUAACAAGACCCUUGACAGUAAUACGGUCGCUGAACAUGAGGGGAAGAUCUAUUGUAAAGGUUGCUAUGGUAAAAAUUACGGACCGAAGGGAUACGGAUAUGGUGGUGGGGCCGGGGCUCUUACUAACACUGGAAAAUAGACCUGCUGGUCAACUGGUGGUCAACUGUUGGUCAACUGUUGGUCAACAAUACGAUAUUUAUUAUAAGUGAUAUUUGUUAAAACCAUAUCUCUCGAAAUGUUGGACACAGACAUUUUUAUAUGUUAAUAUUUCACAAAUUAAUAUCCUCUUUAUAUGUUUUUUAAUAUUUGUAUUGUAUUUUCUCCAAAAUUUUAUUUUUUGAAGUCUAUUCACAGCAUGAAGUUGAGAAAAUUUAUUUAUUUUGUAUUAGAAAAAGUUAUACCGACAACCCUUCGGCAUAUAAUAUGCCAUAGUACAAAAAUAUCAUAAGUUAAAUAAUAGAGGAUAUUUCAACUUCCGGGGUUUCGUAUUAAACUUUUUACAACAGAAUGUUUCUAUUGUGAAUAAAAGCCAUUAAUUCCAUGUUAAAUUUAAUUGUAUUUUCAUUUUCAAAUUAAACUUUUAAAACUAA
Ruditapes philippinarum (Manila clam) is the source of this 877-nucleotide messenger RNA. Its product is annotated as cysteine and glycine-rich protein 1-like. NCBI's taxonomy places the organism in Eukaryota, Metazoa, Mollusca, Bivalvia, Venerida, Veneridae. Gene Ontology annotation, cellular component: cytoplasm; Z disc; nucleus. Gene Ontology annotation, biological process: muscle tissue development; sarcomere organization. The record is from RefSeq and is a predicted model, not a curated record. The transcript is spliced from 3 exons. Gene Ontology annotation, molecular function: actinin binding; structural constituent of muscle. The coding region runs from base 166 to 426 and encodes 86 amino acids.